Molecule: messenger RNA, 1725 nt
Organism: Triplophysa rosa
Lineage: Eukaryota; Metazoa; Chordata; Actinopteri; Cypriniformes; Nemacheilidae
Gene: dapk3
Product: death-associated protein kinase 3
Exons: 9
Coding region: 133-1491 (452 amino acids)
Biological process (GO): protein phosphorylation; positive regulation of apoptotic process; intracellular signal transduction
Cellular component (GO): nucleus; cytoplasm
Molecular function (GO): protein serine/threonine kinase activity; ATP binding
Source: RefSeq, a predicted model, not a curated record
CGUCAUCCUGCGGUGGAGCCUGAGUGACGUAAAGGGGCAAGCCACGCCUCUCAAGAGCGCUGCAACCGGAAAAUACUCAUUGGUUGAGGAAUGCAGGGACGUUAAGGAGCGGUCAGUUGAAGUCAGCGAGUCAUGGCUGGCUUCAGACAGGAGGAUGUGGAGCUUUUCUAUGAAAUGGGAGAGGAGUUAGGAAGUGGGCAGUUUGCCAUCGUGCGUAAAUGUAAAGAAAAGAGCUCUGGAACAGAAUACGCUGCCAAGUUUAUCAAGAAGAGACGGCUGUCGUCCAGCCGACGGGGCGUGAGCCGAGAGGAGAUCGAGCGAGAGGUGAACAUCCUCCGAGAGAUCCAGCACACCAACAUCAUCACCCUCCACGACAUCUUUGAGAACAAGACGGAUGUGAUCCUCAUCCUUGAGCUGGUGUCUGGAGGGGAACUCUUUGACUUCCUGGCUGAGAAGGAGUCGCUGACGGAGGAAGAGGCCACGCAGUUUCUCAAGCAGAUCCUGGAUGGAGUGCACUACCUCCACUCCAAACGCAUCGCACACUUUGACUUGAAGCCUGAGAACAUAAUGCUGCUGGAUAAGAACGUUCCAAACCCCAGAAUCAAGCUGAUAGAUUUUGGAAUUGCGCAUCAGAUUAAAGAUGGAAAUGAAUUUAAAAACAUCUUUGGAACACCUGAGUUUGUCGCGCCGGAAAUUGUAAAUUAUGAGCCCCUUGGUUUAGAGGCAGACAUGUGGAGCAUUGGUGUUAUCACAUAUAUACUUUUGAGUGGCGCUUCUCCAUUUCUUGGUGAGACCAAACAAGAAACGCUCACCAACAUCUCGGCUGUCAACUACGACUUUGAUGAAGAGUACUUCAGCAACACGAGCGAGCUUGCUAAGGACUUCAUUCGCCGACUGCUGGUCAAGGAUCCUAAGAAGAGAAUGACCAUUACUGACAGUCUCCAGCAUCCCUGGAUCAAGGUCAUUAAGAGACGUAACGUGAGGCGAGAGAGCGAGAACAAGCCGGAGCGCAGACGUCUAAAGACCACGCGUCUGAAAGAGUACACCAUUAAAUCCCACUCCAGCAUGCCUCCCAACAACACCUACGUCAACUUCGAGCGCUUCUCGCAGGUCAUGGAGGAGAUAGCCGUGGCCGAGGACGGCCUGCGAGAGCUUGAGAAGAACCAGCGCUCCUGCAGGGAAGACGUGGCCGCUCUGCUGUCCAUCUACGAGGAGAAGGAGAGCUGGUACAAAGAGGAAAACGAGAGCAUCGCCACAGAUCUCAAUCACAUCAGACAGGAGCUGCAGAAAGCGCAAACCCUGCGCAGGCAGAGCCAAGAAGAGGCCCGCGCCGCCAUGCUGUCGGCCAACGCCCUCAAACGCAAGUUCUGCCGGCUAGAGAACCGAUUCGAGGUCCUGGCUGAGCAGAUGGGCUCCGAGGUGCGCUGGGUGGAAGAGCUGGUGCGCUCCAUUUCUGCUGAGAACGAGGCUCGCAGCACCGGCAUGGCAUGAGCAACUCUUCGCUUUCUGAGAUUAUCUGAUAUCUUCGCUUGGACAGAUGUAGAGUAUCAAGGGCAGUAAGCUUAAUGCCUUUAGGUUUUACGUGCAUCAAGAGCUAGCAAUGCAAAAUGUAUUACUUGAGGAUAAAGUGAUAGUUCACCCAAAAAUACAAAUUCUGUCAUCGUUUGCUCACCCCUUUGUCAUUUCAAACCUGUAUGACUUUCUUGCUUCCGCGGAACACGAAAG